CUAUACUAUUAUGAAAAAACAAAAUACCGAGUAUAGCCGGGCGGCUAUACUAAUUUAUUCCGAAAAAAAAGUCUACCUAGCGCCUAGGCGCCUACGUGUGAAAUUAAGUACAGCCGCCCGGCUAUACUAUUUUUAAAAAAAAAGCUAAGUAUAGCCAGGCGGCUAUACUAUAAGAAAAAAUAAAAAUAUACCCGAGAGAAUAGGUGCGUAUGCAACAAGUAUAGCCGCGCGGCUAUACUAUUAAAAAAAAAUAAAAAUAUACCCGAGAGUAUCCCUGGAUGCUAACAGAUCAGCCCAAAAAAAAUCAAACUGUACGCCAACAAAAACUAUCGUUUCCUUCCCCUUCCUUUCAUGGCUGGCUGUGCAUCCAUCUGGUCUUUCCCGGUAACUUGUGCAGGAUCAGCUGUGCAAGAGGAAAAAAAAAAGAAAGAUGAGUUCAGCCAAGGGGCAGAUAUGGAGGAUCAUAUGAGUGUCAAAUGACAACAAAUUCAGAUCAUGAGCAAAAAGUAGAGGACAUGGUAAUGAACCUUUCACCAAAUGCAAACAGAGUAUACUUACUGGCAGGCACACACAAGUUUGAGCUGCCCAAAGAUGAGGUUGGAAUUUAUGAAUUGAAGAAGGGAGAUUUCUCUGUGAAGCUGACUAAUUAUGGUGCAACUGUGCUCUCUGUUGUUCUCCCUGAUAAGAACGGGAAACUAGACGACGUUGUUCUUGCUUUCGAAUCACUUAAAGACUACUCGAAUGAUUCAGUCUACUUUGGAGCCAUUGUUGGACGUGUUGCCAAUAGAAUUGGAAGUGCUCAAUUUAGUUUAAAUGGUGUUCACUACAAGUUGGUUGCAAAUGAAGGAAAGAACACUCUUCAUGGUGGCCUUAAAGGAUUCAGUGAUGUUGUGUGGACAGUAAAAAGUUACAUCGAAGAUAGUCACAUAACAUUCACCUAUAACAGCUUGGAUGGUGAACAAGGCUUUCCUGGUGAUCUUGUUGUAUCAGUAACAUACAUGCUUGUUGAGACAAAUAAAUUAGCUAUUAAAAUGGAAGCCAAAGCUCUUAACAAGGCCACUCCAGUGAACUUAGCCCACCACACCUACUGGAAUCUCCGUGGCCACAACAGCGGUGACAUCCUCUCGCACCAUCUCCAGCUUUUCGGAUCCAACAUCACACCCGUUAAUGACCAACUCAUUCCCACUGGUGAAAUUGCCCCUGUGAAAGGAACACCCUAUGAUUUCCUUGAGCCCCAAGAAAUUGGUAGCAAGAUAAAUGAGUUGCCUGAUGGGUACGACAUCAACUAUGUGCUAGACCCUUCAAGUUACAAGCAUUUGAGGAAGGCAGUAGUGUUGCGUGACAGUGUGUCGGGCCGAAAAUUGGAAUUGUGGACUAACAUGCCAGGGUUGCAGUUCUAUACAAGUAACAAGUUGGACAAUGUGAAGGGAAAAGAUGGAUUUGUAUACGAAAAACAUGCUGCAGUCUGCUUGGAGACACAGGGGUUCCCAGAUGCUGUGAACCACCCAAAUUUCCCUUCACAAAUUGUGAAACCAGGAGAGACUUAUUUGCAUGUUAUGGUUUACAGAUUUACUGCUGCCUAGAGCAUUUUACAUGGUUAACAGAUUAAUUUGCAUCUUUCAUGUUUAUUGCUUCUAGUAGUGCUCUUAUAUAUAUAGCUGGGGAUUGUGCAGAGAAACAUGCCCACUAUGUUUGCUUAAUUCAAUGCAAUUAUAUAAAUAAUUUUA
Prunus persica (peach) is the source of this 1727-nucleotide messenger RNA. Its product is annotated as aldose 1-epimerase. Gene Ontology annotation, molecular function: carbohydrate binding; aldose 1-epimerase activity. The record is from RefSeq and is a predicted model, not a curated record. Gene Ontology annotation, biological process: glucose metabolic process; beta-D-galactose catabolic process via UDP-galactose, Leloir pathway. The transcript is spliced from 7 exons. Lineage: Eukaryota; Viridiplantae; Streptophyta; Magnoliopsida; Rosales; Rosaceae. Bases 477 to 1583 code for a protein of 368 amino acids.